AUGAGUAGCAAUAACCACAGUCAGGUGCCAUCGGUUGCCGUUUCUUCUUCGGGAUCAGCGUCAGCUACAGCACUUUGUGGUCCGAAUGGUUCUAACUCCAGUAACACUGCUGGCGAACGCAGCGACCGUAGCGGUAGCCGUUCCGGAUCUCCACCAUCUCAGUUCAUGGGUCCCACAGCACCAAAUCAUGGCGUAGCUGCGCCGCAUCAGAAGAAUCUCGCAAGAGUUCAGGCAACUGCACCUCCUGUGGUAACGUGCUCUCCAUCGUCAUUGUCGACCCAGAGCGUUGCUCCUCAGAUUGCCACAAUCGGUGCAAGUGAACACACAGAUAGUAGUGCAGAGGUUCUCUCGGUUUUUGAAUGUCCCGUUUGUUUGGAAUACAUGCUACCACCAUAUCUACAGUGUCAAGCUGGUCACUUAGUUUGUGGCAACUGUCGCCCAAAAUUACAAUGUUGCCCGACUUGCAGAGGACCAACACCUAGCGUACGCAAUCUUGGCCUCGAAAAAAUUGCUAAUACUGUCCGUUUUCCGUGUAAAUUCGCAUCAUCUGGCUGUCCUCUUUUCUUCUAUCAUUUCGAUAAAGUUGAACAUGAGGAAGCAUGUGAAUGUCGUCCCUACAGUUGCCCUUGUCCUGGCGCUGCUUGUAAGUGGCAGGGAGCGUUGAACGAUGUUAUGGAUCAUCUCAAGAAAGUGCAUAAAAGCAUUACGACUCUGCAAGGUGAAGACAUCGUAUUUCUCGCAACAGAUAUAAAUUUGCCUGGUGCUGUAGACUGGGUCAUGAUGCAAAGUUGUUUUGGUUACAACUUUAUGCUUGUUCUAGAGAAACAAGAAAAAUUCGAUCAUGGACAGCAGGUUUUCUACGCUGUUGUGCAACUUAUCGGUGCGAAGAAAGAGGCCGACAAUUUUAUGUAUCGUUUGGAGUUAUCUACACAUCGUCGUCGGCUGUGCUGGGAAGCAACUCCACGGUCAAUCCACGAAGGUGUUGCACACGCGAUUCAGUUGUCUGAUUGUUUAGCGUUCGACACACCGACUGCUCAGCUGUUUGCAGAGAAUGGAAAUCUUGGGAUUAACGUUACCAUUAGCAUGGUUUAA
Necator americanus (New World hookworm) is the source of this 1092-nucleotide messenger RNA. RefSeq lists its product as uncharacterized. Gene Ontology annotation, molecular function: ubiquitin protein ligase activity; zinc ion binding; ubiquitin conjugating enzyme binding. The record is from RefSeq and is a predicted model, not a curated record. Gene Ontology annotation, cellular component: cytoplasm. Gene Ontology annotation, biological process: multicellular organism development; proteasome-mediated ubiquitin-dependent protein catabolic process. The transcript has 11 exons. Bases 1 to 1092 code for a protein of 363 amino acids. Lineage: Eukaryota; Metazoa; Nematoda; Chromadorea; Rhabditida; Ancylostomatidae.